CUACCAUUCUACAGUUACCCACUUCCUUUUACUAAACUCGUGGAAGUGUAAAGCUGGUUGAAAACUUACACAGCAAUAUGACUGGUCAUCCAUUAACACAAGAUUCCGUUUGGAUGCAACAGAGAAAAUAUGAAGACGCGGAAUCGUUUUACCAAUCGGUUUUAGCCGGAACGGCGGGUAGCUCUCCAAACUUGCAGGGGAGUACUGGGUCCAGUUCUUUAGUCAAUGAAAUAGCACAAGCCAGGCAACAAAUACAAAAUGUUUUAAAAAAUACCGGAGGCAGUACGAUGGAUACUGGUAGAAUUGAAGCUUUAGAAAGAGAAAACAAAGAAUUAAGAAAAGCAACUGAUGAUUUACGGAAACUGACAAUUCAGUUAGAGAAAAGAAUCUGUGUGUUAGAGGGAGGGUCUGGUUCAGCCCCAGGUAAAUCUGCUCCUUCUAAACAAGCUGCAGCCCAAGCUGAUGAUGACGACGAUGAUGAUGAUUUUGAAUUAUUUGAUGAUGAUGAAGAUGAGGAUAAGGCAGCUGAGGAACUAAAAGCACAACGAAUUGCAGCUUACAAAGCCAAAAAAUCAGACAAACCAGUUCUAAUUGCUAAAUCUAAUGUUGUACUGGAUGUUAAACCAUGGGAUGAUGAAACAGAUAUGAAAAUUGUGGAAGAAAAAGUUCGAACAAUAGAGAUGCCUGGAUUAAGAUGGGGAGCAGCUAAACUAGCACCUGUAGGUUAUGGUAUAAUGAAACUACAGAUUAUGUGUGUGGUAGAGGAUGAUAAAGUCAGUAUAGAAGAGUUAACAGAUAAAAUACAGGAAUUUGAAGAUUUUGUUCAAAGUGUGGAUAUUGCUGCUUUCAACAAAAUCUAGUUCCAUCACCUUCCACGUUAAAUAAAAUAUUAAAAAAUAA
Molecule: messenger RNA, 900 nt
Organism: Patella vulgata (common limpet)
Lineage: Eukaryota; Metazoa; Mollusca; Gastropoda; Patellidae
Product: elongation factor 1-delta
Exons: 9
Coding region: 78-860 (260 amino acids)
Biological process (GO): translational elongation
Cellular component (GO): cytosol; eukaryotic translation elongation factor 1 complex
Molecular function (GO): translation elongation factor activity; guanyl-nucleotide exchange factor activity
Source: RefSeq, a predicted model, not a curated record